UUAAAAAUCCCUUUCGCCCGUAUAUUUUGUAGUAUUUAUUUAUUUGAUAAAGGUUUGAGAUAGUAUUUCGAAUUUUUAUAAAAAAUUAAGACGUAUAUAUUAUAUAGCGUAGUUACUCAAACAAUGAUUUUUUUUUGUUAUUUCACCCAUUGCAGUGAUGCUUGGUUAUAUAAAAAUUUAAAAAUAUGAAUAUUCUUUAAAUGUGAUACAUGUUUCCUAGUAACUGCAACACCUCAAAUUAAAUAACAAAUUGAUAUAGCAAUGAAAGAGAUUGUGUUUAUUCAAUAUUUCCCCAUAGUUUUUUGCUAUAGCGAAAAUUAAGGAUAACUCUGCAAUGAUUGGGUGUAUCUAAAAUUGUUUCAGACAAAAUUUUUUGAUAACGUUUAUAAGAUUUACAAACAGUUAGAACAUAUUCGAUGGUGUGCCUACUAAGGGAGCAAUGAUUUUUUUUUGUCAAUUCCUGUUUAACCCCUGCAAAAAUGGUUCGUCUAAUCAAAAAUUGUUUCCGACAAAAGAUUUAGUUAAAAAAAAUUCAAGGUUUUUGAAGAAUUAUAACGGAUUCGAUAGUAUGCAUAAUAAGAGAGUUACGAUUUUUUUGGUCCGAAACACUUUAAUUUUUACACCCCUUGCAGUUAUGGUUGGUCGUAUCAAAAACUUAUUCAGACAAAAGUUCUUCCUAUUUUUUCCUUUAAGCUUUAUGUUCACACGGAUGCGAUAUGCAUCAUAUUAUGGAAGUUGUUGCGAUUUUUCUGUUAAAAAAAACCUUCCCCAUUUCUACCCCUAUGGACUGAUUUUGUCCAUUGACGAACUCGAUCGAGAUUUUCCAUUACUUGAUUUUAUGUAUCAGUUUGGAAUUGAUGUGCGAAAAAUUACGGCAGUUAUCGUGUUCAUAAAAUUGUGAUAUAUAUACAUACAUAUACAUAUAACUUUAGAACUGAUGAUGGUUAUGGGUUUCUUGGACUAUGAAACGUAAAACUACAUAAAAUCUUUCAGGAAGUCGCACCGCUGGUACGUUGAAAAUUCUAUAUUUUUUUUAAUGAUUUUUCCUUACGUAUUUGAAAUUUUCUAAAGAAAGUAAUGUAAGGAAUAAGAAUUAGAUACAAAAUGCACGUUUUAUAUGCCAUAAAAAAACAUUGGUGUGCUAAAACAAAAUGAAUGCAAACAAAACAAAUAUCGUAGCAGGACUGUAUUUGAUACGGGGGAGUUUAGACUAGGAAAUCAAAUUUGUAUAAAUGAGUGCAUACGUAUUAGUCCGCGGCAAUUAUUAUAUAGUUAUCGAUGGUUUUCAUGCAUUCUACGCGGCACAAACAUAUUAUGAAUUUUUAAACUUAAGUACUUACUUAAAAAUUCCAUUUGAGUUGUAACUGUUCGUUCUAACCUGGGAAAUACAACCUAAAUGACAAGACAAAUCAUAUUACAUGUCGUACAUCGUUCCAUUAAGUCAAAGUUUAUAGUAUAUUCCUAUAACAAAUGCGUAUAUAAAAUACAGUAUAUAAUGCACUAAAAACAAGCAGGCCAUUUAGAAAAAUUUUAUUUUCUGUUGACAGUUUACGUGCACAAAAACAUAACAUUUAAUCGUCUCUGGCACGUUAUGAGAUUAAGUUUAUUUUAGAUACUUCCUCUUUCGAAAAAAACAAACAAACAAUUUCGUCACAUACUGUUUUUUUCUUCUGAUUCCAGCAAUCCUUCAACUCAUUGUCUUACAGAAUACCAACAUUUCAUUACAAGUUUUUCGCUGAAAUGGCCCAUUAUUAAAUUAAAUCUUGACUAAUUUUAUAAAAAAAAUAUUUAACCAUAAUCACGAUGAUAUCCGUGUAUGUAAACAGUUACGUAACACUACAAAUGUGAAAAUGUACCCACACACAAACGAAAUUUCGUUUUGUAGCAUAAAGAUUAAUACAGUAGAUAAAUAUUUUUCAAGUUUAGUUUUGUAAUAUUUACUUUUUAUUUCCGAAGGUACAACUACUGUUUGCAAAAAUAAUGAAAAAAAAUUAAGUACUAUUAAAGAGCAUCUACAGGUUUAAAAUUUGCCAAAUGUAAUACUAUAUGAAUUCUGAGCAACAUAUUAAGUUAUUGACAACAUCUUUUAUAGUUACGUAAAAUUCAGUAACAUGCUAAAGGUGGUUCAGAAUAGAAUUCAAAAUUCCAAAGACAGUUUAAGCAUUUUUAAAUACAAAUGCGUAAUUAAUCACAUAAAAAACAUGUUAGACAUUUUACCGUGCCACCUAUUGGUCGAAACUUAUGCUAUAAUGUGUAGUAAAUAAAUCAAAAUUUCCGCAAAAAUUGCUAUAAGUGCACCCAGAAAAAACCUUAAACAAUUCGAGAGUAAAAUCAACAAACAAAAACCACUUAACUCAGAAAUAUUUUAAAAAAUAUUACAGAUGAAAAUAGACAACAGAGAGAUUAAUGAUUAAUGGACUAAAUCUAGGCAAACAGCAGAUGAAUCACAAAAAAAAAGAAGGGGGGGGGGGACAGGCUAUUUUUAAUUAAAUAGUUUCCUUUAAAUAAAUUUUUAAUAAAUCUUAAACUAGCAAACUUAAUGAAUAUUAAAGCAAAGGCAAAUUAAAAUUCUUUAACUACUCUAAUGAAUUAUAUUAUUUCACUUAGGCUUGCAACAUUAGCGAGAAAAAAGAAGAAGCUGGGGUUGACACAGAACCCUCUGCCUGCUGGUAAUGGUCCUGCAACACCAACCUUGCCAGAGAGCCCAGGCGGUGAAAGUUCGGUCCCCACAGUGCCAGAUGUAACCACCAUGGCGUCUUCAGUGGCGGCGUGUACAUCACGCAACACUGAUGACAGUACACAUACUCUGUCCGAUGACUAUCAAGGGAAUGAUGACCUUCCUCCGCUGAUAGUGGUUUACGAGCCUCCAUUGCCACAGACAGAUCCGGGACUCAGUAUGUUAGAGGGUCGAAUGAUGGUUGACGUUCGUCACUUCAUGGUGCAAUGCCGUCUUCUGGAGAGACACAGGUGUCCCAUUUCAUCUUCAGGAACAUAUUUUCUGGAAAGUGUCAACAGGUGCUGUUAUUGUUGGUUCUGUCGAUGGCAAUAGAAUAUGGGGCAAGGAAUUGAAAGGAUCAAUGUUGACUGGAGUAGAAUGGUCACCGGAUGGGAAAAUGCUUCUUUUUAGUAUGCGUUCUGGAGAGAUCCACAUUUACGACAAUCAAGGAAAUUAUUUGAUGAAACUGGGUAUCCAUUGCCUGCCAACCGGUGUGGAGGGAGUGCCUGUGGUGGGUCUGCACUGGUAUGAUGGGCAUCAUGGGUUCGUCGAAGAGGACUGUCCGGUUUUAGCAGUUUGCUUUGAAAAUGGUUCUAUGCAGCUUAUGAGAGGGGAAAACGAUGAUGUGCCUGUGCUGAUUGACACUGGGAUGACAGUUGUCAGCUGCAGCUGGAACCACAAUGGCACCGUCAUUGCAGUGACGGGAAUGAUGCAGCUGCCGUCAGACACCAAGGACUGUAAUGUCAUUCAGUUCUUUACUGCUUCAGGAGAGCACUUGCGCACACUGAAGAUCCCUGGGAAGGAAGUUACGAGCUGUGCUUGGGAAGGGGGUUCUCUGCGUGUCGCACUGGCCGUAGAUUCGCACAUAUUUUUUGCCAACAUACGGCCGGACUACAAAUGGACCUAUUUUGAACGUACUGUUGUUUAUUGUUACUUCAGGCCAGAAAGGCCUGGGACAACGGUCACCUUUUGGGAUACAAAUAAUAAUGAGUGCUACAACAAGUUCAUCAAAUCCCUGUUGGGCAUUGCAUCUUAUGGUGAGCAUUGUGUUCUGGCAAUAAAGGCAGAGGAAGACAAUACAGGCGGACAAUAUGGCCUUAUCCUGUGCAAUGCUAUUAGCACUCCAGUUGAUAGUAAAUACAUGAACAUUGAACCUUUAUGGAUAGCAAUGAAUACAUCGUACGUGUUUGCUGCAUCACAUGAUAACUUUUUACUUUGGCACUAUAAAACUCCAAAAGCAAGAUCAUCAAUACAUAUCCCAAGUUCCCACCAGCGCAAAGAACGGCUUUAUCAUGUUGAUGAUGCUCCUUCAGGAAUAGCUGAAGUUAUUCAGGAUCUUGAUAGAUCCUAUGAGCCAUCUACAAACCUGCAGCGAACUGUUGACCCAAUAUGCUGCAUGACAGCAUCUGAUAAAGUGCUGCUGAUUGGCCGUGAAUCCGGAACUUUGCAGCGAUACAGUCUGCCGCAAGUUGCCUUGACAAAUAGGUAUUCACUCUUCUGUCGACCUCAUAAGCUGGCACUCAAUUGCAAUUCAACGCGACUGGCUAUUAUUGAUGUAACUGGAGUGCUUAACUUCUUGGAUAUUGAGUUAUCCUCCUCAAGCAUUGCCAACAGUGGUUUACAAACAAACAACUCAAACAAAGAUGUGAACAAGUUUGAGCGUAAAGAUGUCUGGGCGGUGAAGUGGGCAACUGACAACCCUGAGCUACUUGCCAUCAUGGAGAAGACACGAAUGUACGUGCUGAGAGGUUUGGAACCUGAAGAACCCAUAGUGAGCUCAGGCUAUAUUUGCUCGUUUCAGGAUUUGGAGAUUCGUGCUGUACUUUUGGAUGAAAUCAUGUUAAACCCAGAGCAGCCAACGGAAAAUUAUAUUGUAGAUUUGGAAGUGAAAUCUUUACGAGAUACAAGGGAGUUGCUGAGCAAAGUGGGAGUGGCUGAGGCAACUUCCUUUGUCGAAGAGAACUUCCAUCCUAGACUCUGGCGUUUGUUGGCGGAAGCAGCUGUGCAAAACCUCGAUUUACAAACUGCAGAAGCAGCUUAUGUUCGCUGUAGUGAUUAUGCUGGAAUUCAGUUUGUCAAACGGCUGUAUAGCAUUCAGAGUGAUGUCUUGAAAAAUGCUGAAGUUGCUGCCUAUUUCAAGAGAUUUUCUGAUGCAGAAAAGUUGUAUCUUGAAGCUGACAGGAGAGAUCUGGCAAUUUCCUUGCGAGAAAAGCUGGGGGAUUGGUUUCGUGUUGUGCAGCUUAUGAAGAUGGGUACAGGAGGUACGGACAUGCUGAUGGAAGAAGCAUGGAAUUCCAUUGGGGAUUUCUUUGCAGAUAGACAAAUGUGGUCAGAUGCGCGUGAAUACUACCAGAAAGGUCAUAACUUAAAGAAAGCUAUUCAGUGCUUGUAUGUUCUUGAGGACUAUGAAGGAUUAGAGCAGUGUGCAAACAGUUUGUCUGACAACCAUGAACUGCUGCCAACUAUUGCAGACAUGUUUGCUUCUGUUGGAAUGUGCCACCAAGCCGUUGCUGCUUAUAUGAAGUGUGCUGAUGUGAAAAACGGCGUGAACGUUUGUGUCAGCUUAAAUCAGUGGGAUCAAGCCAUUGAUUUGGCUAAAAAAUAUAAACUGCCAGAUAUCAACAGUCUUCUCUCCAAGUACGCAGCUCACCUUUUGGAGAGAGGAAGACUCUUGGAAACAGUGGAACUUUACAGAAAAGCUAACUGUUUGGUUGAUGCUGCUAAACUUCUUUAUAAGCUGUCUGCAGCUCAGGCAAAGAAGAGAGCUCAUCCUCUACUGGUUAAAAAACUGUACUUGUUGUCAGCAUUGCUACUUGCUGAAAAUCAGCGAUCAACAACAUCUUCUGCAGGUGAUCAGAACAAAGCUCCUUGGGGGCUUCUUGAAAGCAGCAUGGAUAGAAAAGUUGAUACCAAAAUGGUGGACAACAUUUGGAGGGGAGCCGAGGCAUACCAUUUCUAUAUGCUGGCUCACAGGAAACUGUAUGAUGGAUUUGUAGAUGCAGCCAUGAAAACAGCUUUACAUCUCCGGGAAUACGAUGACAUUUUAGAUCCAGAAGACAUUUACACAAUCCUUGCUCUUGCAAGUUGUGCCAACAGAGCAUUUGGAACAUGUUCGAAAGCCUUCAUCAAGCUGGAGAUGUUGAAUAUUCCUGAAGCUAGACGACGGGAGUAUGAAGCUUUAGCAAUGGACAUAUUCACAAAACAUUCACCUGUGGAUUCUGAAUCAUGCAGCUCUCGUUCCGAGUGUGCGUCAUGUGAAACCAUGAUUCCUGAUUGGUGUAGUGUGUGCCCCAACUGUGGUGUUCACUUCCCAAUCUGCCUUGUAACCGGUCGACCACUAAUGGACAUGUCAUCAGUUUGGAUGUGUAAUGUGUGUAAACACUACGCCGGUGAGAUGGAUAUGUCAGUUUGGAAGAGUUGUCCACUUUGCCAUAGUGUUAGUCAGUCUUUGUAAUAGUUGUGCACAGCACAUUAUGUAUUUGUCACGAUUGUAAAACUAACUUUGUGCACUUACCACAAACACCAAUAAUAUAUUUUUUUGUAAAAUCAAUUUUACAUUAAAAGCUCCAAUUCAUUCCUUUA
Bacillus rossius redtenbacheri is the source of this 6298-nucleotide messenger RNA. It is a transcript of the gene Oseg4, whose product is annotated as WD repeat-containing protein 35. Gene Ontology annotation, molecular function: protein binding. The record is from RefSeq and is a predicted model, not a curated record. Lineage: Eukaryota; Metazoa; Arthropoda; Insecta; Phasmatodea; Bacillidae. Gene Ontology annotation, biological process: protein localization to cilium; intraciliary retrograde transport; non-motile cilium assembly. Gene Ontology annotation, cellular component: non-motile cilium; intraciliary transport particle A. The transcript has 22 exons. The coding region runs from base 3078 to 6170 and encodes 1030 amino acids.